Messenger RNA from Symbiodinium necroappetens, 687 nucleotides. NCBI's taxonomy places the organism in Eukaryota, Dinophyceae, Suessiales, Symbiodiniaceae. The record is from the annotation of a GenBank genome assembly.
GACGGCGACGAUGCGGAGGUGUUGAAGACCUUAGAGGAAUUCUUAAGGUCAGGAAGGCUGUUCAAGCGUUUGCAAUUUCAGCCCAAGACGUUUUUGCCGACGGGCUACGAGCGCUUAUCGCACCAUUACGGAUGGGCGCUUGGGCAGGUAUUCGACACGUUUGGAUACCAGCAAGCCAUCGUGUUGGAGGAAGACCUAGAGAUCUCGCCCGACUUCUUUUCCUUCUUCGAUGCCACGCGACCGCUGCUUGUGGCUGACCCGGACCUCUUUUGCGUUUCUGCUUGGAGUGACAAUGGGAAGCCAGACGUUGCCAGCAACGUCACUGCUGUGUAUCGAUCGGACUUUUUUCCUGGCCUCGGGUGGAUGCUGCUACGAAGCUUCUGGGAGGAGGUGAAGGACAGAUGGCCUGCAAAGUACUGGGAUGACUUCUUGCGCCGGGCAGAUGUUCGCAAAGGUCGUCAUUGCCUGCGCCCGGAAGUCAGCCGAAGCCACACUUUCGGAGAGACGCUUUGUACGCCUGUCUGUGCAGCUUCAAGGCAUCUGGCAGGAAAUGUGCUCAACGAGGCGGUCGUCGACUGGAAGUCCGUUGCACUGAGCCACGUGGCGACAUCCGCCGCUUUCGAUGCUUACCUCACUGAGCAGGCCGGGGACAGAGCUCAUCUGGCUGUAACUGAUGGGUGGGGAUGA